AUGAGCUACAGUGGAGAACGAGCCAUGCGGCUGAGUCUAGACCGCGUCAUCACACUUUUUUUGGAACCAGAGGCACGGUCUCAUCCCACAAGAAUUACCUCUGCCACACCUUUCCCGCUCGAGCCAUGCACUGAAUCGAACGAGCUGCAAGCCACCGGAUCAAUCGUUCGCUUCCGCUUGCUUACCUGCGACUUCCAAAUUUCGAAAUCACCCAAGGCUGCUCAAGACCGCAACGUUGGCCCUCGGCGACGACGCAUCAUGAUGGAAUCGGGCGUGAUGCACGCCACGGUGGGCCGUUGCAUUCUCUGCGGCGAUCGAAAGACGUAUCCCGAUGCAUAG
This is a messenger RNA of Pseudozyma hubeiensis SY62, 339 nucleotides long. Its product is annotated as NAD-dependent epimerase/dehydratase. Lineage: Eukaryota; Fungi; Basidiomycota; Ustilaginomycetes; Ustilaginales; Ustilaginaceae. The record is from RefSeq and is a predicted model, not a curated record. The transcript has 2 exons. Bases 1 to 339 code for a protein of 112 amino acids.